Messenger RNA from Aspergillus ruber CBS 135680, 927 nucleotides. RefSeq lists its product as uncharacterized. NCBI's taxonomy places the organism in Eukaryota, Fungi, Ascomycota, Eurotiomycetes, Eurotiales, Aspergillaceae. The record is from RefSeq and is a predicted model, not a curated record. The transcript is spliced from 2 exons. The coding region runs from base 227 to 745 and encodes 172 amino acids.
UAUGACAUCUCCGCACUGGCGCCGGUGUUGCCGAUCCGCAGCUUGUAUUCUGCUCAAUGACAGCCCAUACAAAUUCUGGACACCCGGAUAAUAAUAAUACACGGUGAUAAUCCUGUGGCAACGAAUAUAAACUUCGCGCCUUUUAGUUCUCAAGCGUCGUCGCCCAACGUCGCUUCCGGCACGAGUACAACAUGAUUGGUACGCAAAACUCCCGAAAUCACCAGCCAUGCGCUUCCCACGAAGAUCCACGACGGAAUUGCCCGACGAGGUCCUGCGGCCAGAGACCAGUUACAGGCCUCGAAUCAGCCUCUGGAGAUCAGAUCAUCCUCUUUCAUCGCGCAGUGCCGAUAUAUGUAUUAAUACUCCGAUUUCGUGUUAUGUAGCGGUAGUCGCCGCGACUGGCCAUGGAUCACAAUCCUUUUUUUUUUGUUGCGCUGCCUCAAGAAACUCAGUGCCAGUGUACAUAUACGCCGUAUUGGCUGACUGCGAGGCAUAUUCAAAGAGUCACACCGUACCUGAUGUAUUUGUAUGGAGCAGCAUUCCUUUAGCCCACGAAGUACGGAGUACACCGAACGGACAUUUCGCACAUCCUUACCCAUCCACCGAAGCCUUCCUUCAUUUUAAUAAUAGUAGAGGCUUACUAUACCUGCACACCGGAGAUGAUCUUCCUUCUGGGAUAAGUUGCAUUUCUCCCAAGCCAUCCAGCCCAAUCCAUGGCUCGCUCCGUGUCGCGUGUCGGCGAUGAAUGAAACUUUGGCCCCCAUAUCUACAUGCGGCUUUCCAAAGUUCGAAUGAGCAAACCAUCUUCCCCCCUUCUCGAUCAAUAGUAAUUUCCAUCUGAGCGUUCCUCUCCCGCUCUCUACUCCGUACUCCGUACUCUUGUUUUUGGGUUUCUCCAACAUUUCCUCCUUUCCAUGUGCCCAAGAA